AAGUUUCGGGAAACGCGAGAAAAGAAGCGGUCCGUCGAUGAACGCGGACCGCCGACGUUGCGUACAGACUGUGAAAAAUAAACGUUAAAUAAUUCGAGUGUUUUGUUUUUUUUAAAUCAUGCCGCCAGGUAAGAAUUUUAGGAGGAGGAAGGAGGAAUCGUCCGACGAGGAAGACGAUGAGACAAAAGCCGUGGUCAGGUCCAAAUUGGAUGAAGCCAAGGAGCUCCAAAAUUUACGAAGAAGGCAGCAUGGAGUAAGCAUUGCAACGUUACUUGUUGGGGAGAAGCUUCCUUUGGAGGCUGAGCUUGAGGACGACCCGUUCAAACUGAAGACCGGAGGUGUCGUCGACAUGAAGAAAGUAAAAGACAGAAAUCGAGACAUGACAGCAGACGAAAAUGACCUGAAUCUUGGUACCUCCUUUUCUGCUGAGACUAACAGACGAGAUGAAGAUGCAGACAUGAUGAAGUACAUCGAGACCGAAUUAAAGAAAAAGAAAGGCAUGGUGGAGGCGGAAGAGCUGAAGGUGAAGGUGAAGAAUCCAGAGGACCUCCUGUAUGAGCUUCCAGAAAGCAUCCGUGUCAGUUCUGCCAAAAAGACAGAAGAGAUGUUGUCCAAUCAGAUGCUGAGUGGAAUCCCGGAGGUGGAUCUGGGGAUAGAUGCAAAAAUAAAGAACAUCAUCAGUACAGAAGAAGCAAAAGCAAAGCUACUUGCUGAGCAGAGGAAUAAAAAGAAGGACAGCGGGACCUCUUUUGUUCCCACCAACAUUGCUGUGAAUUACGUCCAGCAUAAUCGCUUUUAUCACGAGGAUGUAAACGCUCCCCAGAGACGACACAGAGAAGAACCCAAAGCCAGGCCACUACGAGUAGGAGACACUGAGAAGCCAGUAGCUGAGACUUCACCACCCAAUUAUCGCAAGAGGCCAAAUAACGAGAAGGCCACUGAUGACUACCACUAUGAGAAAUUCAAGAAGAUGAACCGGCGAUAUUAAACCUCCACCAUCACUUUUUUUUUUCCCGUGAAUGAAAGAUGUAAAUAUUUUUACUGUAUUUAAGUGUUCAUAGUUUGCAUGCAGUCAUAAACAUUUUACAAUAAAACUCCCCCCAAAACACUUAAUCUUUGCAAAUUUUAUAAAACGGAACAUUGUGUCCAGUGCAGCAUGUUAAAGCAUUAUUAUGUGCGCGUUUCGGUCUAUAGAACGAUCCGUUCAACAGAAUUGAUUUGUGACUUGAUAUUAAUGAAACUUUGUUUUAUUAAAGGUUAUUUUUAUUCUACAGACUUUGCUAACGAAAUAAAGUAAUAUUAUAACCUC
This is a messenger RNA of Puntigrus tetrazona (Sumatra barb), 1309 nucleotides long. RefSeq names its product chromosome 5 C9orf78 homolog (gene c5h9orf78). The record is from RefSeq and is a predicted model, not a curated record. Gene Ontology annotation, biological process: mRNA splicing, via spliceosome. The coding region runs from base 119 to 988 and encodes 289 amino acids. The transcript has 9 exons. Gene Ontology annotation, cellular component: spliceosomal complex. Lineage: Eukaryota; Metazoa; Chordata; Actinopteri; Cypriniformes; Cyprinidae.